Cyphellophora europaea CBS 101466 is the source of this 1095-nucleotide messenger RNA. Its product is annotated as protein disulfide-isomerase domain. Gene Ontology annotation, biological process: protein folding. NCBI's taxonomy places the organism in Eukaryota, Fungi, Ascomycota, Eurotiomycetes, Chaetothyriales, Cyphellophoraceae. The coding region runs from base 1 to 1095 and encodes 364 amino acids. The record is from RefSeq and is a predicted model, not a curated record. Gene Ontology annotation, molecular function: protein disulfide isomerase activity. The transcript has 2 exons. Gene Ontology annotation, cellular component: endoplasmic reticulum.
AUGGUCCGCCUACUCUCGUAUCUCCUCCCCCUCCUCCCCCUCGCCCUCGCCGAAUCUGUCACAGUCCUUGACCCCAAAUCCUUCGACAAGGUCGUCUUCAACAGCAACAAGCCUGCCCUUGUUGAGUUCUAUGCACCCUGGUGCGGUCACUGCAAGAACCUCGCUCCUGUCUACGAAGAGCUGGCCACCGCCUUCGCAUCCCAGUCUGAUAAGGUCACGGUCGCCAAUGUCGACGCCGACAAUCACAAAGAUUUGGGCAAGAAGUUUGGCGUCACUGGCUUUCCCACUUUGAAAUGGUUCGAUGGCAAGCCGGGCUCGACGCCCGAGGACUACAAAGGUGGACGUGAUCUGGAAAGCCUGACCAGCUUUAUCACCGAGAAAACAGGCAUCAAGCCUAAGGCGGCUAAAAAGGCUCCCAGCUCGGUUGUUAUGCUAGACGACAAGGCCUUCAAGACUGAAAUCGGCGGUGAGAAGGACGUCCUGGUGGCGUUCACUGCGCCGUGGUGUGGUCACUGCAAAUCCCUCGCUCCUGUCUGGGAGAAGGUUGCCGCCGACUUCGCCGCAGAGCCAUCGGUUCUUAUCGCCAAAGUCGAUGCUGAAGCCGAGAAUGCGAAAGCAACUGCCCAAGAGCAGGAGAUUUCGGGAUACCCCACCAUCAAGUUCUUCCCCAAGGGCUCCAAGGAGCCAGAGACCUACAGUGGCGGACGCUCCGAAGACCAACUCGUCGAGUUCGUAAACACCAAGGCUGGCACAUACCGCAUGACUGGUGGAGGCCUGAGCGUCGCCGCAGGCACCAUCGAGGCCUUCGACGACAUUAUCGCCAAGUAUAUUGGGAAGGCGGAGUGGGAGAAGGCUGGCGCGGAGAUCCAGAAGACCGCCGAGGGCGUGACGGGCGCGAUGAAGGAUUACUAUCUCAAGGCGCUGGCCAAAGUUACUGGGAACCCGGAGUACGCCAUGAAGGAGCAGACGAGAUUGGCCGGGAUCUUGAAGAAGGGUGGACUGGCCCCGGAGAAGAUUGAUGAUCUGCAGAGGAGGAGCAACGUCCUUGCAAAGUUUCUGGUCAAGGAGGACGAUGAGGCGAAGAGCGAGCUAUAG